UCAGUUGGCUAGCGAACUUCCGAAACGUUGCCAGGAGCAGCUAACAAAGAUCAGGCCAAGUCAAGCAAGUGUUAAAAUUAUUUUGUGUUUGUGCUGCCAAGUAAAAGCAAAAACAAAAUGCUGGCCAGUGAAAAUUUUCCCACACAUCACUUCAAGGAAUCUAUAUUUAAGCCGUACAAUGGCGAUUUGGCCAAGACAUUGACAACAGCAACGAGCACGUCGUCAUCGAGUGAUGCAGUUGUGAUCGAGGAAGCUGCCGCAAUGGAUGCAGCACCAGCAACAGCAGCUAUUAUGUUAAGCAACAACAACAAUAAUAAUAUCAAGUGUAGUGCCAAUGGUUUAUCCAGCUUUGUGGCUAGUCAUCCAGCGGCAGAAUUUGAAGGCUUUAUACGCGCCUGCGUGGAUGAGAUCAUACAGCUGGCCGUUUUCCAGGGCACCAAUCGCUCCUCAAAGGUGGUUGAAUGGCAUGAGCCGGCCGAGCUGCGUCAGCUCUUUGACUUCGAACUGCGCGACAAGGGCGAAUCGCAAGACAAGCUACGUCAGCUAUUGCGCGAGACAAUACGCUUCUCGGUCAAGACGGGUCAUCCGUAUUUUAUCAAUCAGCUCUACUCGGGCGUUGAUCCCUAUGCGCUGGUGGGUCAGUGGCUAACCGAUGCGCUCAAUCCCAGCGUCUACACUUAUGAGGUGGCGCCUGUAUUCACCUUAAUGGAGGAACAGGUGCUUGCCGAAAUGCGUCGCAUUGUGGGCUUCCCAGACAAUGGACAUGGCGAUGGCAUCUUUUGCCCCGGCGGUUCAAUUGCCAAUGGUUAUGCAAUUAGCUGUGCGCGCUACAAAUACGCGCCCGAAUCCAAGAAAAACGGCUUGUUCAAUGCCAAACCCUUGAUUAUCUUCACCUCAGAGGAUGCACACUACUCCGUGGAGAAGCUGGCCAUGUUUAUGGGCUUUGGCAGUGAGCAUGUGCGCAAGAUAGCCACCAAUGAGCUGGGCAAGAUGCAGCUAAGCGAUUUGCAGGCACAAAUCCAACUUUGCUUGGACAACAACUGGCAGCCAUUGAUGGUGUCGGCUACAGCUGGCACAACAGUGCUGGGUGCCUUUGAUGACUUGGUGGGCAUUGCCGAGCUCUGUCGCAAGCAUAAUAUGUGGCUGCAUGUGGAUGCUGCUUGGGGCGGUGGUGCGCUAAUGUCCAAGAAAUAUAGACAUCUGCUCAAAGGCAUUGAAUGCGCUGAUUCAGUCACCUGGAAUCCACACAAGCUGUUGGCGGCCUCGCAGCAGUGCUCCACCUUCUUAACGCGCCAUGCGCAGAUUCUGAGCCAGUGUCACUCCACCAAUGCAGCCUAUCUCUUUCAGAAGGACAAGUUCUAUGAUACGAGCUUCGAUACUGGCGAUAAGCACAUACAGUGUGGACGACGCGCAGAUGUUUUCAAGUUCUGGUUUAUGUGGAAGGCUAAGGGCAGCCAGGGCUUUGCAGCACAUGUGGAGCAGGUCUUCAGCAUGGCCGAAUUCUUUACCAACAAGCUGCGUGAGCGUCCAGGCUUUGAGCUGGUGCUGCAGCAGCCAGAGUGCACAAAUAUUACAUUCUGGUAUGUGCCCACGAGCUUGAGGCAGCUGGAGCGCAAUCAGGAGUUCUAUGAUAGGCUGCAUAAGGUGGCGCCGAAGAUCAAGGAGGCUAUGAUUAAGAAGGGCUCCAUGAUGAUCACCUAUCAGCCGCUGCGUAAGCUGCCCAACUUUUUCCGCUUGGUGCUGCAGAACUCUUGCCUGGAGGAGUCGGAUAUGCUUUUCUUCAUCAAUGAGAUUGAAACGCUGGGCGAGCAGCUCUAAGUACAUUCUUAUCUGUAGGCUAAGCUUGUUGUAUAGACAAAAUGUGGUAUUGUAGCUGUUAUUUAGCAUUUUAAGUUGAAUUAUUACAAAUAAAAUACCUAAUUUAACUUUUAGGAAAAACAAA
Molecule: messenger RNA, 1942 nt
Organism: Drosophila busckii
Lineage: Eukaryota; Metazoa; Arthropoda; Insecta; Diptera; Drosophilidae
Gene: black
Product: cysteine sulfinic acid decarboxylase
Exons: 3
Coding region: 118-1818 (566 amino acids)
Biological process (GO): carboxylic acid metabolic process
Cellular component (GO): cytoplasm
Molecular function (GO): pyridoxal phosphate binding; carboxy-lyase activity
Source: RefSeq, a predicted model, not a curated record